GCAUUCUCUCGAGGGUUUCAUCCUCACCGUGAGCUUAGAUAGAGGAGCCAUUGCCUGACGUGAAUGUGUUAGCAGUCACCUACGAUCAGGUGUGCACUCUCGUGCUGGGGUCUUUCUUGAGGUUGCCCUCUCUUGCAGGUUGUUCAACUCAAUGGCAGCUAUGGCGUGCUCCAUGGGGACCACAGUGGCGCCACGCGCCAUGGUGGCCUUGGAAUCCACAACUUCAAGCUUAGCCAACUACAGAGUGAGCUUUGUUGGGCCUAUUAGCCGCAGGUCGGCGUUGGUGGCGUUCGGAGCUGGUAAUGGGAGCUCUAGAGUGACCAUGGCUGCCGCGGGGGCUGCAGCACCCAAGAACAAGGGUGGGAAGAAGGAGAUUGACGAGUCGUUGUUGACCCCUCGGUUUUACACGACCGACUUCGACGAGAUGGAGCAGUUGUUCAAUGUGGAGAUUAACAAAAACCUGAAUGAGGCUGAAUUUGAGUCCUUGCUUGCUGAGUUCAAGGCUGAUUACAACCAAACCCAUUUCGUCCGGAACCCCGAGUUCAAGUCAGCCGCGGACAACAUCCAGGGACCAUUGAGGCAGAUUUUUAUUGAGUUCCUUGAGCGGUCUUGCACUGCUGAGUUCUCUGGGUUCUUGUUGUACAAGGAGCUUGGGAGGAGGUUGAAGAAGACCAACCCUGUUGUGGCUGAGAUUUUCACCUUGAUGUCAAGAGACGAAGCCAGACAUGCUGGGUUUCUGAACAAGGGACUGUCAGACUUCAAUCUGUCUCUGGACCUUGGAUUCUUGACCAAGACAAGAAAGUACACCUUCUUCAAGCCCCAGUUCAUCUUCUACGCAACCUACCUGUCUGAAAAGAUCGGGUACUGGAGGUACAUUACCAUUUUCAGGCAUUUGAAGCAAAACCCCGAGUAUCAGUGUUACCCAAUCUUCAAAUAUUUCGAGAACUGGUGCCAGGAUGAGAACCGUCACGGUGAUUUCUUCUCUGCACUCAUGAAGGCACAGCCCCAGUUUUUGAAUGACUGGAAGGCCAAGCUCUGGGCUCGUUUCUUCUGCCUCUCUGUCUACGUCACCAUGUACUUGAAUGAUGUACAGAGAACCUCAUUCUACGAGGGCAUUGGUCUCAACACCCGGGACUUCGACAUGCACGUGAUUGUUGAGACAAACAGGACUACAGCCAGGAUCUUCCCUGCGGUGCUCGACGUUGAGAACCCAGAGUUCCAACAGAGACUCGAUAAGCUCGUGGUGCUUAAUCAGCAGCUCAUUGACGUUGGAAAGUCUAACGCACCCGCUGCCCUGAAGGCGCUUCAGAGAGUGCCUGCCAUUCUUGGAUUUGUGAAUGAGCUUCUCGCUUUGUAUUUGAUGAAGCCUGUAGACAGCGGGUCGGUGGAUCUCGUCGAAUCAGAACCACAAAUGGUUUAUUAAACUAUGACUUGACGAAUUUUCUAGAUCAUGACCUUUUAGGUUCCAAGUUUGAAUCUUGAGGGUGUUCGCGGAAGAAACUUGGCAGAUUGAACUUGGGCAUCUUGUUCUAGUGGGGAACAAUGGUGCGGGUUGGAAUGAAGCAAGCGCUGCAUGCUUUGAUUGUGUACACAUAUUGGUACGAAUAGAACCAUGAAACAAACAGCCGUUGUGGCAUUUUUAAAUUCAUGCUUGUGGUGUGUGCGGUUUUUCCUCACCCAACUAUUGAUAUCA
Molecule: messenger RNA, 1693 nt
Organism: Physcomitrium patens
Lineage: Eukaryota; Viridiplantae; Streptophyta; Bryopsida; Funariales; Funariaceae
Product: magnesium-protoporphyrin IX monomethyl ester [oxidative] cyclase, chloroplastic
Biological process (GO): photosynthesis; chlorophyll biosynthetic process
Cellular component (GO): chloroplast thylakoid membrane
Molecular function (GO): metal ion binding; magnesium-protoporphyrin IX monomethyl ester (oxidative) cyclase activity
Source: RefSeq, a predicted model, not a curated record